Molecule: messenger RNA, 2354 nt
Organism: Actinia tenebrosa (Australian red waratah sea anemone)
Lineage: Eukaryota; Metazoa; Cnidaria; Anthozoa; Actiniaria; Actiniidae
Biological process (GO): regulation of intracellular pH
Cellular component (GO): vacuole; membrane
Source: RefSeq, a predicted model, not a curated record
AGCGUAACUAUGCAGAGAGUAAUGAUUAAGAGGUAAUAUUAGCGAACGCGCACCUAAAUACGAUCAAGCCAACGUUUGUUCAAAGUUUUCGAAAUUUAUAAAAGACAUCAAUGUAGAUAGUAGUGGACGCCUGCCGCAAUCUUCUUGAAGAAAAGUUUCUAUAGCAAUGAAAAAGGGGGAAUACAGUGGCACUUCUAGCGGUGAAGGUUUUUCUUCAGACUCGGAUGAAGAAUACCGUCCUUUACAAUCCAAGCAUGGAACUCAGUAUCCAAAAUUUGGUCGAGAAACUGGUCCAGCUGACAAUAAAGUCGUCCAUGUUUGUUCGUUCGUACUGGGAGCAGCACUGAUGGCCCCCUUUAUGGUGAUAAUCUGCUCAGCUGAGGACAUGUUGUCAGGGAGCAAGCAGCAAACAGGUUUGGUGAUCAUCGCUCUUACAGCGCCAUCUUUCUUCGUCAAAUUCUGUUUUCUUCUUUGGAAAGGACUCCAAGAUAUAUCAGUGGUUGGCAAGACCCUUCUAACGUAUGCAUUCAUAACGGUUGGGAUGUUAUGUGUCGCCUUCUCUCAAACUGACUACAAGAUCCGAUAUGUGGGUGUGUGUCUUGUAUCACUUGGAAUGAGUGUUGGGGAAGUCAGUCUGCUUAUCAUCGCCACAACAAAGCUGCGUGAAAAAGCUUUAAGCUCCCUUAUCACUGGAAGCGCCGUCGGAGGAAUCCUGAGCACACUACCUUAUGUCGGCAUGACAAACUGGAGUGACGUUWACCCGCGCUUAUCCCUCCUCGUUCCAAUCAUCUGGCCUGCUUUGUACCUCUUAAUGUUUGCAGUAGUGCAGCUCAAGGACCUAGGAAAGCCAUCAUAUCAGAAAAUCCCUGAAUCGGAGAAUGAAAAGGCAUUUCCUCGGCGCAAGACUUUUCGGGCUAAACGUUUUAUGGCAGUAUGGAAAGUACUCGACCAUCUCCUCCUUUUGUACCUGUCGUACUUCUCGGUGUUCCUAUCUAUCGGUGCUAUUCUGUCAACCCUGGUGUACACACACUAUACUAUAUUUGGUCCCAGGGAGGACUACCACCACUACAUUCUCAGCAUCGUGAUUGGUCAGUUCUUUGGAAGGUCAUUCAUGUUCCUGCUACUCGCAAAGUUCCCUGAUAUCAGCAGUACUCCCUUCCAAGCACUGGGGACGUUCUUCUCGACUUUCAUCAUGUUCCUAUUCGUGUUUGGCUCAUGGAACCGCUUCAUUCACCACCUUUGGCUUGUUUAUGUGCUGUGCUUUGUACAAGGAACAUUCCUAGGGAUGUUAACCAUCAUCUCUUAUCACUGCGUUGCCAAACAGACACGUAAACCACAAGUGGAAUUCCUCCUCAUUUUGACAAAUUUGCUGGAGACCUUUGGUGUAUUAUGCGCAGGUUUGAUUGGCCUUCACACCGAGCCUUUGCUGUAUAGACACUGUCGCGAGAUAUCCUAUGGCAACAGAAGUCAUUGCUUUGCACGAAAUUCCAAUUCAGAAUUUUGGGUCAAAGGGAAAGAAGGUUUAAUGUGAAGUAAUGCUAGUGUCAAUUGUUCAUUAAUAUUUCUUAAUCGACAUUUGGAAGGCAUAUGAAAAUUUAACCAGGAAAAUAGACAUAAAUAAUCGUCUAAAUGAAUCUAGAUUUAAGAGGCUCAAGGGAUGGAUAUCGCCAUGAGCUCAGCAAGAUUACGACUGAUAAAAAUAUAACUAUAAUUUGUGUAAUCCAAAUAAUGAGAGAGUGUUAACUUAACUCACCACACAUUAUACCUUUAUAAAAGCUAAGUAACCUUGGUUUACCAUCCAGUCUGUCUUUGAACAAUCAAUUUGAGGGUCAGUUAAGCCGAAAAGGAUUUUAGUUACUCGAUCGAAGUUGCGCAUAAUACGUUUUGCACUGUAUACUGUUUUGCGCACUGGUGCCGUCCGCCCGUUGAUACAUGCACGCAACUUGAAAAGAAAGAUAGGCUGACUGCACAAGGAGACUGGUAACGAUUUGCUCAUUUUGGUUCAUGUGCGCAACUUACAAAAAAGAACACUGACUGUACGUGUAAGUAGAUUGGCUACUCGAUGAGUAUUUUGAUCAUCACAAGCUAGUGCUCAGCUUUAGAAAAGAACACUAACUGUGUAGUGUAGGUAGACUGACUACGCUGUGUGCAUUUUGAUACACGCACUCAGCUUUAAAAAGAACUGGCUAACUGUGUUAAGUAAGUAGACUGACAACGCGGUGAGUACUUUGAUAUACAUGCGCGAUAACAAGUUCUAAAAACACUGAGCACAAUCCUAUAUCCCUUUCUAUGUUUCUAUACUCCCAAACCAUUCUAGAAACGGAAUAAUAUCACAAUAUAUUAUCUAACGAUUA